Messenger RNA from Carassius auratus (goldfish), 4050 nucleotides. Its product is annotated as MDS1 and EVI1 complex locus protein-like. Gene Ontology annotation, biological process: regulation of gene expression. The transcript has 16 exons. Bases 673 to 3885 code for a protein of 1070 amino acids. Gene Ontology annotation, cellular component: nucleus. NCBI's taxonomy places the organism in Eukaryota, Metazoa, Chordata, Actinopteri, Cypriniformes, Cyprinidae. The record is from RefSeq and is a predicted model, not a curated record.
CAGGUCCCCCCUCCCCUCCUCCUCCCCAUCCUCCUCCUCCUUAGCGCAUCUCCCUCGCUUGGGACAAGAGAGGAUCCACUGGAACGGGACAGACAGAGACACUCCUACACGUUCAGAUCACUGAAGGUGGACGAUCCUCGCCGUCAUUCUGUUCCUCUUCACGCUCUUUCAGUCGUUAUCCGAUGCCAGGAAGAGGGACAGUCAAUAAAACCGCCAGCCAGACCUACCGACACCUGGGCACUUUCAACGGAACGAUUCGUGAAAGGACGGAUUAAAGUUGGACAAAGUUUUUGUCCACGGGGGAAAUUAGCGUGUCGUCCGCUUGAUAAGAGCAAAACGAGAGAGAGGCGGCGAUUUUUUUCUUCUUCUUCAGCAAGAGACACGGAUACAUGCCGCAAAACACAGCGGUCGCGUACGAGCUUCAUUCGAGGCUGUUGUGAGUUUUUUGGAGCAGUUUGAUUAAUUCAUUCGUCCCAGUGAGAGUUCCGCGGAGUUUUUAAGGGUGAGCACACAGGUUUGGAUGGGAAGGUGUGUGAUAGCUGGAGCUGGCUAAGGCACGUCCAGAUCUCUCCAUCCACCCACCAACACAACCUCACAGCCUGCCAGAUACAUGAGCAGAUCUUUUACCGUGUGGUCCGAGAGGUCCAGCCGGGUGAGGAACUCUUACUGUUCAUGAAGGCUGAGGAGUUUUCAUGUGAGACCAUGGCUCCGGACAUACAUGAGGAGCGUCAAUACCGUUGUGAGGACUGUGACCUGAACUUUGAGUCUGGUUCAGAGCUGCUGGACCAUCAGAAGCAUGUUUGCAGUACGCCGCCUUCCUCCAGCUUCAAGCUGUCAAAGCAGGGUCUGCCCUGCACUGCAGACGAUCCUGAUCUUGACCCGCUGCACUUCCACACUCACCCCCUGAACUUACCCCACUCCCCACAGGAGUGUAAGGAGUGCGAGCAGGUCUUUCCUGAUGCCCAGAGUCUGGACACUCACUCGCUGUCUCACUCCGAUGAGAGGGAGUAUAAGUGUGAUCAGUGUCCAAAGGCCUUCAACUGGAAAUCAAACCUGAUUCGCCACCAGAUGUCACAUGACAGCGGCAAGCAUUAUGAAUGUGAAAACUGCUCAAAGCAGGUUUUCACAGACCCCAGUAACUUACAGAGGCACAUCCGCUCUCAGCACGUGGGGGCGCGAGCUCACGCCUGCCCUGACUGCGGCAAGACCUUCGCCACCUCCUCAGGCCUUAAACAACACAAACACAUCCACUCCUCUGUCAAGCCCUUCAUAUGUGAGGUCUGUCACAAAUCUUACACACAGUUCUCCAAUCUGUGCCGCCACAAACGCAUGCACGCGGACUGUCGCACUCAGAUCAAGUGCAAAGACUGCGGACAGAUGUUUAGCACCACGUCAUCCCUAAACAAGCAUCGGCGCUUCUGUGAGGGUAAAAACCAUUUUGCUGCUGCUGCAGGAGGAUUGUUUGCCCAGGGCAUGGCCCUCCCUGGCACCCCUGGCCUAGACAAGUCUGCACUGGCUGGAAUGAGCCAUGGGAGUCCUGGUUUAGCAGACUAUUUUGGGACAAACAGGCACCAUGGUGGGCUGACAUACCCAGCAGCCCCUCCGGCAUUCCCAUUCAGUUUUCCAGGGCUUUUCCCAUCAGGACUUUACCACCGGCCCCCUAUAAUCCCAUCCAUGUCACCCAUUAACGGCCCAUCGAAUGGUGAACUACGAAAGAGUCCGCUGCUGUCCUCACCCAUCUCUGGGUCACGUGACCUCUUGAAGAGUUUAUGCAAAGAUUCGUUCAACGGGGAGAGUGUGGAGCGUCAUAGGGAAGGAUCUGUCUCCAAACCAAGGCAUAGCGGGAAGACGAGUGACCAGUCAGAGAGUAGUGAUCUGGACGAUGUCAGCACUCCGAGUGGGAGUGAGCUGGAAAGCACUUCAGGUUCAGAGUUGGACAGCGAAGCAGAAAGCGACCGAGAACGGGUGCGAGGGUGGGAGAACGGGAAGGGCCCGAAAAGGAAGUCAAGUGGGUUCAAUGAUGCCCAAAGCCCAACUCUUGUCAGCUCCAGUAGUAGUAGCAACACCAAUAACGGAAAAGACUUUCCUGUGCCGGGGCUCCUUCCGUCAUCUUUGGACGAGCAAACGGCUGUUUCCGGUGCUGUUAAUGACUCAAUAAAGGCAAUUGCCUCCAUUGCUGAGAAAUACUUUGGUUCUACUGGACUUGCAGGCCUGCAAGACAAAAAAGUUGGGGCAUUGCCAUACCCUUCCAUGUUUCCUCUGUCUUUCUUUCCUGCCUUCUCUCCAUCAGUCUAUCCUUUCCCUGAAAGGGAGCAACUUAGACCUCCAGGCCACAAAGGGGAGCCAGAAAGCCCUCCGGUUGAGGGUAAAAAACUUCAGGGCAGAAACGCUGAAUCACCUUUUGACCUCACCACCAAGCGGAAGGAAGAACGUCUUGCAGCCAACUGCGGCCCUUUGAAACCUGAAGCCUCACACGUACAAUCAACCAACCAGGAUCAACCGCUGGACCUGAGUCUUGGUGGACGAACUCAAGGAAAGAGUGUAAGAGGGGAGGAGUUAAAAACGAACCCUGUCUUUGGUGAGGAGAGGGUAGAACCGGAGCCACCUAAGGCCGACCCUUCCCUCCAACAUGCAAGACCUACGCCUUUCUUUAUGGAUCCCAUUUACAGCAGGGUUGAGAAAAGAAAGAUGAACGAUCCUUUCGAAGUCCUCAAGGACAAGUAUAUGCGGCCGGCUCCCGGAUUCCUUUUCCACCCACAGUUUCGCAUGCCUGAUCAGAGAACAUGGAUGUCGGCGAUUGAAAACAUGGCCGAAAAGCUGGAAUCCUUUGGCUCUUUGAAGCCGGACGGCGGUGACAUCAUGCGUUCCGUUCCCUCCAUGUUCGACUUCCGGGCUCCGCCCACCACCCUUCCUGAGACACUGUUACGCAAAGGCAAAGAGCGCUACACCUGCAGAUACUGUGGCAAGAUAUUCCCACGCUCGGCCAACCUUACAAGACAUCUACGGACACACACGGGAGAGCAGCCUUACAGAUGUAAGUACUGCGAUCGUUCGUUCAGUAUUUCAUCCAAUCUCCAGCGUCACAUCCGUAACAUCCAUAACAAAGAGAAACCCUUCAAAUGCCAUCUUUGUGACCGCUGCUUCGGGCAACAAACCAACCUGGACCGGCACCUCAAAAAGCACGAGAACGGUAAUUUAUCAGGCACGGCAAUGUCAUCGCCCCGUUCAGAGCUGGACAGUGGCAGUGCCAUCUUGGAGGACAAGGAGGACUCGUAUUUUAACGAAAUACGAAACUUCAUCAGUAACACAGCACAGAACGCCACGUCUCCGUCACACUCUGAGGAAGGGCUGAACGGCAGUCAUUUUGAUGGCGACAAAGCCCUGCCUGGUCAGGGGUCACGUGACCUGGAUGAAGAAGAAGGGGAGGAGCUUGGAGCAGAGGAAGAGGAGGUGGAGCAUAGUGACAGUGCCAGGAAACCCAGCGAGGAUGGCGUGCCUAGCAGUCUGGAUCAUGACAUAAACGAUGACAUCGAUUUCGAGGGACCAGAUGAUCUGGAGAUAAAUAGCAAACCCUCGCCACGAAGGUUUAAUGAGGAUGAUGAUGAUGAAGAUCACAGCAGUUUCUCCACGCUGGAUCACAUCCGUCACUUUAGUAUGGAGGAUGGAGACCUCAGCGACAGUGAUGUCAUCAGCUUUGGCCCCACCCACCUUCAGGAAGCCAUCAAGCAGCCUCUAUACAGGAAAUCUAAGUCACAGGCAUAUGCUAUGAUGCUGUCACUAGCUGAUAAGGAACCACUCCAUUCGCCUACCCAUAAUGCCCCGAUGUGGCACAGCUUGGCCCGCACUGCAGAACCCAGCGCCAUUCAGUCUCUCAGUCACGUAUGACACGCCCAUGUACCAUGUGACCUAACUUAACAUUGUGUUAGACUUCUGCCAGAGUCCCUGGUCCACACUCACACCUGCACAAGUGCCCAAAUCCUCAUUCACUUCCACCACACACACAACCAGACCCUGUGCAUAGCAGCUCACUGUCCCACAAACAUCAACAAA